This is a messenger RNA of Harpegnathos saltator (Jerdon's jumping ant), 6443 nucleotides long. Its product is annotated as kinesin-like protein CG14535. Gene Ontology annotation, molecular function: microtubule binding; ATP binding; microtubule motor activity. NCBI's taxonomy places the organism in Eukaryota, Metazoa, Arthropoda, Insecta, Hymenoptera, Formicidae. The transcript has 12 exons. The record is from RefSeq and is a predicted model, not a curated record. Bases 2058 to 6065 code for a protein of 1335 amino acids. Gene Ontology annotation, biological process: microtubule-based movement.
UCCCUCCUCGGCGGGAUUUUAUGGAAACGUCGUAAUAAACGCUCCGAAACUGCCGGGGCCUCGCCGAAUUCUCCGCUUUCCCGUCGCGCGCGAGAAACGUCGCUACUGAAUCAUUUCACCUUACUUCCGAUCCAGCCGGUCAGGAGGGGUCGGGAGGGGAGCGGCACGAGGAGGGCGCGAGCGCGCACACUCGCACGCGCGCGACAAAAAGGAGAAGAAAGGCAGCGGGAGGAGGAAAAAAAAAGAAAAAGAAAACGAAGAAACGAGAGAGGAAGAAAAGGGAAAAACGUCAACGAACCGGUGUCGGUGGCGCCUGCGCGAGUAUGCAUCGCGGAGUACGCUCUCACGGCGUGGCGCCGCGACGCCAGGCGUCGUCAGUAGCACGGCGUGCGCCGUCACGCUCGCAUGUAAUACCUUCACUUAGUCGCGCGUGCACAUGUAGUGUGCACCUCCUCGCCCGGACAGCUCGAGCUUCGCUUCUUCUGCGCGAAGGGCCGAUAAUCGCUGAGGGCACGAGGACGAGAAUCCGACCGACCCCAGGAGAGCCGCCGCCGCCGCCACCGCCAAAUCGCCGGCGCGAAGAUGCACGCCGAGGGCCCGGGUUUGGCGACCGCGAGGAGAUCGGCCGGCCGGAAAUGACGUAUGUGUGAGAGAAAUGGACGUGCAUCGUCGGUGUUAGUUGAGUCGGCCGGCGACACCCGCGAGCCGCGAGCGAUAUUCGUCGGCCGGGAAGAACGGACGGGUCAAGUAGAUGAGCGACCGAGCGAGGAGCACGCCGAAGAUCGCAUCGGUUUAAUUAUGAAGCCACGCCGAAAGUGCGAGCGCGCCGGUGUCGAGAUCGAAACUACUGCCAAUUGCAGGCUCCGGUGUUUGAAGUUCAGCAUCGCUCAACGCUGGAGGCCUCGCGGAGGCGCGGCGGAAUAGCAGCGUCGAAGAGCUGUCGCCCAGGAACUUAGGACGUAGAAGCGGAAACGCGCGCUCGGCGGCGAGGAGCGGAGGAUGUUGCAGAUCGAGGAGGAGAAAUGAGCGACCGGACUGGACGGGGACUUAUCCAGCCUCGAGACUGGACAUUCUCGAGGACAUUCCCAUAGAGAGAAAUACUUCGCCCGCGUCCCGCGCUGCAUAAUCCCGCGGACAGCCCCGAACGAAGGCGCGACUGUUAAUUGACCAGUCGCGCGCGCUAUUAGCGGCCGAAGAACGGCUCUCGACUUUCGUUAAUCGUCGUGCAGACUCCAAGCGGGACACCGGCGGUGCCGCGACGCGCCGCUUGGAGAACGUUUCCGGCCGAGCGUCGACGUCGACGUCGUCGUCGUCGUCCUCUCUGUUCCUCCCCCACCCCCCCUCUCUCUCUCUCUCUCUCUUUUUCUCUCUUGAGCGCCAGCCCCCCUCCCGGUAUUCAAUGCGCGAAACGUGCGCGUCCGUGGUUCUCGUGCCGGAAUAAAUCGCGAUAAAUCGCCGGUUCGUGCGAGCGGCGAAGCACGUGUCACACUUCCACGGUAAUUCCGCGCCGAUGUUGAACCCGUUCUCGUGUGGCCGUUCGUCUAGAAUUAUUACUGGUUUAUUACCGGCCGCGCGCCACCGCCUUGUGCCACGCUGUGGCAGCUGUUGGCAGCUGGGACGUUUCACCUUCUUGUUGCACGUCAGCCGUUCGUACCAGUUGCGACUCCUAGAUAGGCCAGCCACGGGCUCUGUGAUCCUGUUGAGAGACGUUCCGGAGUAGGACACGUCGCGCCAACGUUCUUUCAUACGUACACGCAGGAAUCGCGUCGAGUCAUGUACAAUGUCGCCGCUCGCAAAUAGGUUAGCGGGCUAAUCGGAGGGAAGGAAGACAAUAUAUCGCCCCGGCGAGAGGCGCGCUUCCCAUUGCAUCGAGUUGCAUUAUGACAGUUCAGACUGGACUCGCCGAGGCGGUGGACGGUCCGCGUCGCUGCCGGUCGAACGUCGCCGGCAUCGAUCUGUGAAAGUGUGGUGAGAAAAUUGUGAAAAAAUUGUGGAAUUUACGCGCAGUCGGCUGUCCCGAUCGAAGUGGAAGAUUCUUGGAAUUGGCGGCACCCGACAUGGCGUCUGGCCAGGAAGGCAAGGAAUCCCCCAGGGCAGCGCAGAAGCUGAAUCUGUCGUCGAGCCCGCACCGGAGACGACGUUCCGGGGACGAGAACAUCGGACCUGACGAGCUGCCCAUUUUUCCCAAUGGAUACGCCGCGCUCCUUCUCAAGUCGCCACCUCCGGCACCCCCCGCGCUUCUCAGGAGGAUAGGCGUAAAAGAACUCACCGGGGUCGGCAAGGUGAAAGUCAUGCUGAGAGUGUCAUCCGGAGAUGGAGGGAGCUUCUUCAAUGCGGACAAACGGAAAAAGCAAGUCACCUUAGUGGACCCAGCUUCUGGACAAUCCUCAUCGGCAGAGGAUCGCAGACCCACUGUAGCGGCGCCGAAGAUGUUCGCGUUCGAUGCCAUCUUCACCGAGGAGGACUCCCAAACUGAGAUCUGCUCGAGCGCUCUCACGGACGUGAUUCACGCCGUCAUCAAUGGAACGGACGGUUGCCUCUUUUGCUUCGGACACGCUGGUUUGGGCAAGUCUCACACCAUGCUGGGGACUCCGGAAGCCGGUCACACACUAGGCGCGAUCCCUUGCGCCAUAGCAUGGCUUUUCCGCGGCAUUUCCGAGCAACGGCAGAGAACCGGCGCCAGGUUCAGCGUCAGGGUCAGCUGCGUGGAAUUGACCACCGGCCAGCAACAACUGAGGGACUUGCUUGCGGCGCACGCGAACGACUCGGAGCAGUCGCCGGCCGUGUACCUCAGAGACGACCCGCUGUUUGGCACCCUUCAAUUGCAGCAGCACAGCGAGCUGCGCGCGCCGACAGCCGAACGUGCGGCUUUCUACCUUGACGCGGCGGUCGCCGGUCGUCAACGGGAAGACGGCGACGCGCACAUGCUCUACACGUUGCACGUGUACCAGUACAGCGUCGCCGGCAAAGGUGGAGUCGCCGGUGGCAGGAGUCGGCUGCACCUGAUGGACCUGGGGAACUCCGAUCGCGGCAAGUCCUCGGGCGGGAUUCCCCUCUCGGGCCUGGGCAACAUUCUUCUCGCGAUCUUCAACGGCCAGAAGCACUUGCCGUACAAGGAACACAAGCUCACGCAACUACUCAAGGAGUGCCUCGGCUCAUUGACCUGCCACGCCGCCAUGAUAGCCCACGUGUCCCCCAACGCCCAGCACUACACCGAGACAUUGACCACCGUUCAGCUGGCCUCGAGGAUCCACCGGAUGCGCCGGCGGAAGAUCAAGUUCGUCGGCGGUGGCACUCAGGGCACCGGCAGCGGCGGCAGUUCCGGCGAGGAGGCGGCCCGGCAGAACAGCGAGUGCGACCCGAGCUCGAGCGACCUGUCGGCCGACACGGUGAUCUACGUCGGGCCGAGCGCGGACGACGCCACUGACGGCGAGCACCCGCCCGUCUACAUACCCAGCUUGAACUCGGGCGACAAUCGCUGCGCCAUGGGCAGGGUGCUGCGCGGCUCCGCCGCCGAGAGACCGAGCAAGAUCCCGGAGGAGCGCAGCCCGGCGCACAAGUCCUCGAAGACGGUGAAGACGCUGACGCAGACCGCGUCGAAGCAGACCUCGCCGGCGCACAGCGCCACGCCGAAGGCCAGCCCGGCCAGGAAGAACUCCUCGUCGAAGACGAGCGCCUCGGCGUCCAAGGUCGGCGACUCGCCGAACAGCAAGAUCCCGGUGGCAGCGCCGAGCGGCGGCUCCGACGAGCAGUGGAUCGACGGACCAAGGAUCUCCAAGUCGAAAGUCGCCGAGGCCAGACACAUGCUGAAGGAUCCCCAUCAUAAGCGCGAGACAUGGAUCGACGGGCCGAUGCAGCUGACGGGCGCGGCCCCGCUGCAGCUGCACGCUCAUCAGCACUCGUCCUCCGGUUACGGCUUCAUGGACAGCCACAAGAAGAGCAUGAUCAGGAAGUGGGUGGAGAAUCAGUCGUCGCAAAUACAGAGGGCGAAGCACGCCGCAUCGCGAGCCGAAGCCUCCAAGAUGUCCUCCGGCCAGUCGUCCGGCCAGUUCAAGGAACUCACGACCUUCAAAACCUGCGGCGGCAUGGACGACGACGACACGUCCUUGUCGACCGCGGAGAGCGACAGCCUCAAGGCGAACGAGAUCGAGGACAUCACGGAGAAGCUGAGCGCCAAACUGAAUCUGCUUAACGUCAAGUCCAACACGGACUCGGGAUUGGAUCUGACGGCCAGCCCGGUGAUGGACGACAGCAUCGAGAAGGCGAAGCUCGAUCUGCCGGACGACGAAGAUGACGACGAGGAAAUCGUCGUGCCGCCGCCGUUGCCGCUCAUCGAGCCGCUUAGCAACGGAGUCAGCAGAGAGGUCUCUAUGGAGAGCCUGAAUCUGUCGCACAAGGACAUCGUGCUGCCUUCCAGGCACUCGUUGUCCUCCGAAGACGAGAUCCUGGAGAUCGUCGAGGUGGAGGACUUGGAACCCGUGCCCAUGCAGGACUCGUGUCUACAGGUGACCGAGGAGGACAUCGCGCUCUGCAUGGGCGAGAAUCCUCUGCCCGAAAGCGAUCAGGAGGAACAUCCUUUGAGGAUCCUUAGCCAAGAGAAUCUCACCGUGGUGUCCACCUUCACCGACUCCAUGUCGGUGAUGUCGGACACGGAGAGAUACAGACCGCACUACCCGCCGCCGGUUAGCGCGGGUGUCUUGCCAAGGCCGUACUUUGACCACGAGGACUUUCUGGAGCAGGAGACCAGGCACAAGUUCGACCAGUUGGCCCGCCUGCACGAGCUUUACCAGAGCAAACUCGCGCUCGCCAAUGUUUCCAACUCCGUGACUUAUCAGAGGGAGAACUCUUCCACCGUCAACGUGCGAGACGCUCCAUCAGCGACCGUCUUCCGUCCGCCGUCUCGGUGUCAGUCCUUGUCCCUUUCGGAUGUGUUAUUCAACGACAACGCGAGCAAUCACGGCAGCAUCUACAGCGAACCCGCGUACAUAGCUGGCAAGUCCGAUCAGGAGAAGAUCUGCGAUAAUUGCCGUCAGAGUAUGUCUAGGCCGGCCACGGCCUCUUACUGGUAUCCGAGCAGCGUCGCCCACCUCGCCAGCCCCAGGAGGUACUGCGGCAAGUUGGGCGACUGCAACAUCUCCAGUCUCAGGCACCCGGAUGGCGCUUCGAACCCCAAUCUCAAGGAGGAGAUCGAGAGGAUACCCGGAAACGGAGCGUCCGGCUCGGAUCCUGAAGAGGAGUACAUCGAGGCGAAGAAGCUGUUCACAGCUGCUGAGAGGUCCGAAAGAACGGUUACGGGAAAGUCCGACAUUGAGGAAGAUUUGAAGAUUCAAGGCGCAGCGCCUUUGCAACUGCCCAUGCCGUCUCCGGCGCCGUCCUCCGGACGAAUGCAGCGCAAGAUACUCAGCCUCGGCUCCUCUUUCGGCCUGAACAAGGAAGGCUCCGAUUCCGGCGCGGACUCGACCCCGCGCGCGGCCAAACUGUCACCGGCUACGCUGUCCAGACAUCGCGCCGAGAGCUCCGGUUACGACAGUAUCGUCAGGGACAGCGAGACGAGCAGCAUUGCCAGCGAUUCGUCCCGACAAACUGGCGCGUUGCAGGAGCAUCAAGCGGUGGAACGGCGGGCGGCAGGGUACGGGCCACGGCGGUCGCGGGCCCACUGCCGGGCCCAGCCGGGGCCGCCCGCGGCGGCGGGGAUUCUCGCAUACACAGGCGAGGACGUGGACAUCCUGGACAGGCGCGCGCGGCUGCGCUCGGAUCCACGUGGCACGAUGUCCAGGAUACACAGCCUUCGCCUGCGCCAGCGCCUUCUUAGGCUGGAACUGCGCGACGCUAAAAGGCGCCUAAUGGUGCCCGACACUCGCUGGAGUUACGAUCUGCACGUGGAGGACAGUAUGGACUGGCGGGAUCCGUCAUUCUUAGAAGCUCUGACGGCCGAGACGUGCAUCCUGCAAAAGAGGGUGGAGGCCUGUAAGAGCCACGUUCUUCUGGUCACCUGCUUCGACUCCUGCCCUCAGCAACAGUACGUUCGGCAUGCCGUGACAUCGGCUGAAAUAAAAAGCACCUAACGUAGACUCCGAUCAGCACGCACGACCGCGUGUUGAUCACCGAUCCCGCCCACCCACCUACGAAUUUAAUCGUUGAAACGAGACGAGCGAGGUCGCCGAGUGGAGUGAAUUAACGGGGAAUGGCGUCGAUGUCGCUCGACUCCGUCCAGUAGUUGUUAAUGAUAUUGUGGUAUCGUCAUCGUCAUCGUACGUCGUCAACUAAUUGUUAAGCCUAAACGGUACCGGCAAGAUUAAAUGAGGAGUAUAUAAGAGCCUAAGAUAAUGAUUUUCACAGAAGUAUCGCACACGUACACGCACACGCACGUGUCUUAUCGAGGUUAUAAGAAUUUAUAUCGGCAAAAGGUGUAUUCGUGUUAGAGAGAGAGAGAGAGAGAGAGA